This is a messenger RNA of Trachemys scripta elegans, 5133 nucleotides long. RefSeq names its product up-regulator of cell proliferation-like. Gene Ontology annotation, molecular function: GTP binding. The record is from RefSeq and is a predicted model, not a curated record. The coding region runs from base 1 to 4752 and encodes 1583 amino acids. The transcript has 2 exons. Lineage: Eukaryota; Metazoa; Chordata; Testudines; Emydidae.
AUGAUGCAUUUAGCAAUUGCCAACUUAUUUAUUUCCUUGUUUGAUGACAAUCAGAGAAGGGGAGCACUCCAGGACAUCCUGGCCAAGCUGAAGAUGGAGCAGCACAAAAGCAUGAAGCUGGGGUUGAGGGAUCUUCAGGAAAUCAACCCAGAAAGUCUAAAGGACUGGACUCCUCGGGCAUUAGGGGAUUUACCGUGGCAUUUUCUGAGGAAGGUCAUGGCUCUGAAUGGGACGGCCAGAAACACAAACUUUUGGCAGGGAGCAACUGGUGACCAAGCCAGCAGUGAGGAGAAUGGGAGACAAGGUGGUGGUGGCAAUGUUCUUCACCAUAGCAACUCAGAUGCCAGAGAUUCUCUGCACCCCCUCGAUGUUCUCUGUGCCGUUCUGUUUUGCUCAGACAGUUUCCUACAGCAGGAGAUCCUGUCCAAAAUGUCCAUGUGCCAGUUUGCCCUCCCUUUGCUGCUGCCUGCCCUCGACACCCCCAAGUGCACCCUGAUGCUGUGGGCCAUGAGGGACAUUAUGAGGAAGUGGAGGCCGCACUCCCUGGCAGACAGCAGAGGGUUCAGAAAGGAGAGCCUGGUGCUCAUGUCCGUGCCAACCAUUUCCUUUGUGCGGCUGGGGAGCUGCAACUUCUCCAAGUCCAAACUCCUCAAUGAGGUUCUCAGCCCCUCCCAGCAGCACCACAAUUUCUUCAUCCAUCGGGACAUGGAGUCUGGGAACGUCCCUCGGGAAAUCGCAGAUGGGCUGGUUGAGAUUUCCUGGUAUUUCCCUGCUGGAAAUGAGGAUUCAGAUCUUUUCCCAGAGCCCAUUGCGGUUACAAACCUGCGUGGAGACAUUGAGUCCCACUGGCUGCAGUUCAGCUUUUUAACAGAGAUCUCCUCAGCAGUGUUCAUAUUAACGGAGAGUAUCAACGAGAGACAAUACGCGCUCUUAUCAUCCCUGCAGGGAUCAGCCACUAAAUACUACUUCAUCCUCAGUGCCCAGGCUGAGCAAUGCAGUGAAACUCUGGGUUUCCUUAAUAAAUUAGCCCCAGUGCUGAAACUGAACAAAUUAAAUGUGCUGGAGAAAAGCAAUGACACAAAUGAGACAGAAUUCGUAGAAAAUCUCCAGCGCAUGAUACGAAGCAUAAUGAACUCCUCUAACAAGAGAGGAAAUAUGGAAGCUGUGGCUACGGCAGCACGUGAAUUAGGUGUCCUUGUAGAUGAGGACUGUGAGGAAUGUCAGAGCGGAAGCAUGUGGGCUAGAGAAAUUACCGUGAACAUGAGAGAUGUGACCAACUGCAAGGCAGAAAUGCUGAAACUCCAAGGAGAUCUGUGGAAUACCUUGACUAAAGUAGAAAAAGAGCUGUGCAGAAUGAAAGAACAAGGGACCGUCCCUCCUGAAGACUAUAAAAUGCAGCUGAAAGAAAAACUGUCAGAGCUUCAUGCCCAGCAAAAUAAUUGUGAGCUUAACGAUGGGCUGAUUAAAUUUAUCAAUGGACUAGAACAACUGAGUGCAGUGGAGAAACAUCACUUCCUCAAAUGGCUACAAUAUACGCUGGAUCACAUUGCUAAGGAUGAACAUUCCAGACUACAAGUUCAGUAUAAUGCUUUGGCAGGUGACCCACAAAAGCUAGAAGAACUAGAUAAAUUAAUCUCUGCUGGUUCCCUAGGGCUGGAACAUUUCCUGCGUGAGUUGGGACAGUUGUAUGAGGCUGAACACGCAAUGGUGAAGGAAGGUAAAAUGGCAGAAAGCCAAAAGCAAUUCACCCAUCUCCCAGGCAUAGCAGCUGACCUGAUGCUGGAAGGGUUUCCCAUGGAGCUGAUCGAUGGAGAUGUAUCCAACAUCCCACUGCAGUGGGUGACAGAUGUUCUGAGUCAGCUCCAUGCCAAGCUGGGGGGAAGGUCCAGAAUGGUGGUUCUAACGUUGCUGGGAGGGCAGAGCACUGGGAAAUCCACCCUCCUCAACACCAUGUUUGGCCUGCAGUUUGCAGUGAGCAGUGGCCGAUGUACGCGAGGAGCCUUCAUGUCCCUCAUUAAAGUGGCAGAGAACUUUCAGCAGGAGCUGGGCUGUGAUUUCAUCCUGGUGAUAGACACAGAAGGGCUGAAAGCCCCUGAACUGGCCAAAUUAGAGGACAGUUAUCAACAUGACAAUGAGCUGGCCACCCUGGUGAUUGGACUGAGUGACAUAACCAUCGUUAACAUGACCAUAGAGAACGUCACCGAAAUGAAGGAUGUUCUGCAAAUUAUGGUCCAUGCCUUUCUCAGAAUAAAGGAAAUCGGGCAAAACCCCCAGUGUUUAUUUGUGCAUCAGAACGUCAGUGAUGUGUCUGUGCAUGGACAAAACACGAGGGACAGGAAACACCUUCUGGAGCAGCUGAAUGAAAUGACCAAAGCUGCAGCAAGGAUAGAAAAACUACACAAAGAAGUGACAUUCUCAGAUAUUAUGGACUAUGAUCCAAAAAUACAAGAUUGGUACCUCCCCAGCCUGUGGCACGGAGUCCCUCCCAUGGCGCCAGUGAACUUGGAAUACAGUGAGAGCGUGGGGGAGCUGAAGAAACACCUGUUUCAAUUUAUAAGGAUCCAUUCAGUUGAGAUUGCUCCCAAAAACAUUCCCCAGUUUACUGAAUGGGUGAAGAGCCUGUGGAAUGCACUGAAGCAUGAGAACUUCUGCUUCAGCUUCAGAAACCCCUUUGCCACAGAGGCCUACAACCAGUUGUCUGCCAAGUUUUCUGAACUGGAAUGGGAGUUGAAAAAGAAGAUGCAUCUCUGGCUGUCUGAACAAGAAACAUUCAUCCAGAAUCAGGCACCAGAUGAACUGGAGAGCGAGAUCUUCGCCCAAUUAAGUCAGGAAACCCAGCAGAAACUGCAGCAUGAAGAAGACAAGAUUUUUGAGUGUUUGGAAAAAUAUAUAAAAGAUGGGGCAUCAGGCACGCACAUGCUAGAGAUCAAAGAAGAUUUCAUCAGGAGCACAAGAAGCACGACAACUACGUUUCACCAUUAUUCACACCAACAGCUGGAGAGAGCAAAGAACAAUAGAAAGCACCAUUGUAAGUAUUACAACAGCGAGGCUGAGUUCAGGAAAAUAAUUGAACGGGAGGUUGACAAGCUUCUGGAAGACUGCAGGAGCCGUGAGAGUAAACUGAACAAUGAGGAACUGGAGCAGGAAUUCAAAGCAAUGUGGAGAGAGGUGUUGUCCGAGUCAAUGUUAUUUUCUUCAAUGAAGCGACUGAUUUUUCAAGAAAUGCAAAGCCUGCUGCAAGAGGACCUGGAGAUUCGAGGGAAACUGAUGCCUCAAGAAGCUAGGAGCUUGCUAUAUUAUUCAAUGAGUUCUUUCACAAUGAAAAAAGAAUACUUAGAUUUAGCAUGGUCUGAAACUUUGAAGGAACUAUUCACAAAGGAAAGCUGGCAUAAAGCAGAGGAAAUUGCUACAUCCUUAAUGCACCAGUGCUCUGCUUACAUUGAUGAGAAAGCAAAUUCCAAAGGAGACUAUGACGAAAUCUAUUGCAGAGAAUUGCUGUGUAUGAUCAAUGAGAGACUCCAACAGGAGGAUGUUUCAAAACUUCACACUAGUGGCUGCUUUGAAGUUGACCUGAAGCUUCACAUUUUGGGAGAAGCUGCUAGUGUGUUUCAAGAAAUCCACGAUAGUUUUAUGGAAGAAACUGACCCUUGGCAAAGUCCAAAGGAACUUAAACUUCAGUAUUUCUCCAUCCUGAAAGAUCUUUACUUAGACAAAGAGGUAAGUCACAAGAGAGCCAGGGAUUUCAAUGACCAGUGUCUGAAACCUGCCCUGGUGGACUAUAUGAAGAAGAGGCUAGGAAUAGCAAUGGCAGAUGACAUUCUCAGAAAUGGACAGUCCAUCGAUUACACCAGCCGGGGCUUUUUCCAAUUUACCACGCAGAAAAAAUUGUUGGAGGAAAAUGAUUUUUACAACUAUGUGAGAUAUAUUGAAAACUAUGAAGAUUUUGUGAAAAGCCAGAUACAGAGACACCUGGUUGAUCACUACAGUGAGAACGAAGGCCUGGAAGAUUUGGAGAGAGAGAUUCUAUCCACUGUAAUAGAGAAAGUCAGGGGCGCUCUGGAAAACUCCGAAGAUAAGUCUAACACAGUUUCGGCCUUUAUAGACAACUUUUGCCAAGUGCUGCAGAAAGAUCUGGUCAUUUCCAAAGACUGCUUAGUAGGGAUACGGUUUAUAAACUCCAUUAACACUGGGAAAUUCGCUGCUUUCAUUCAGACUUCCCUUUCUGACCUGGAGCAACAAAUCUUAGCUGAAUUUAAAAAUUUGGAAGUAGAGUUUAAACUCUCCCUUCUGUCAGUGAAGCCCCAGGAUGAGAUCUUCAAGCGAGUGUUUGGCUGUGGGAAGCAGUGUCCAUUCUGUAACGUCCCCUGUGAGGCAGUAGGUACUGAUCAUAAGGAGCAUUUUGCAUCGGUACAUCGGCCUCAAGGAUUAGGGGCAUACAGGUGCAGUGAAACAAACAUACUCGUUUAUGAAUUAUGCUCCUCUGCUGUGGUUUCCAAUGGCACAUUCCUAUGCCCGGAGACACAAUGGGAAGUUCAUCUUUAUAAAGAUUAUCGCACUAUUUUUCCCGACUGGCGCAUCCAGCCAGACCCCAGCAUCAACGCCUCUGAUUACUGGAAGUUUGUUUUUAAGGAGUUCAAUCAAGAAUUUGCUGAAGCAUAUAUUGCCGAACCAGCCGAGCUCCCAGGGGACUGGGAAAAAAUAACCAAAGAGCAGGCCCUGGAGAGCCUGGAGGAAGCCUUCAAAAUGAAAUAACCAACAUGCUGAGAAAAUCCAUUUACAUGGCAGUUCAGUCACUUCAGCAGAACAACAGUUGGUGACGUCUGUUAUAUAAAUACUCAUUAAAAGUGUGUGGGUUUGUGAUCUGUGGAAAAUACGGAAAACUCAGGUACAAUUUGCAGCUUUCAAAUGGAGACUGAAAGUAAGAACAUUGGUUUUGUUUUGCAUCACGUAACUAUGUGAUACCUCAAAAAUAUGAGUGCGGUGCCAUCUUUCAAAUGUGGCAUGUCUACCAAUAGGAUAUAUGCCAUCAUGCGCCAGCAAUGCCCCUCUGCCAUGUACAUUGGUGAAACUGGACAAUCUCUGCGCAAAAGAAUAAAUGGACACAAAUCAGACGGCAAGAAUUAUAACAUUCAA